Lodderomyces jiufengensis is the source of this 768-nucleotide messenger RNA. It is a transcript of the gene GPM2, whose product is annotated as Gpm2p. NCBI's taxonomy places the organism in Eukaryota, Fungi, Ascomycota, Pichiomycetes, Serinales, Debaryomycetaceae. Bases 1 to 768 code for a protein of 255 amino acids. The record is from RefSeq and is a predicted model, not a curated record. Gene Ontology annotation, biological process: glycolytic process. Gene Ontology annotation, molecular function: intramolecular phosphotransferase activity. The transcript has a single exon.
AUGACAGUUCAUAAAUUAAUAGUAUUAAGGCAUGGAGAAUCAGAAGGAAAUCAGGAGGGAAAAUUUUGUGGAUGGAAAGAUGUACCAUUAACAGAAAAAGGUAAAAAAGAUGCUGAAUAUGCUGGAAAACUAAUUAAAAAACAUAAUCUAUCACCAGAUAUUUUAUAUACUUCCAAGUUAAUAAGAUCUAUAGAAACUGGUUUUAUAAUAUUAAAAGUAUUAGGAAAACCAUGGAUUGAUCAUAUUAAAACAUGGAGAUUAAAUGAACGUCAUUAUGGAAAAUAUCAAGGUAGAAAUAGACAUGAUGUAUUUAUGGAAUUAGGACAAGAUAAAGAAAAAUUCCAAUAUAUAAGAAGAAAUUAUAAUGGAUUACCACCAUUAAUUAGUCCAGAAGAUGAUACAAGUAUAGAUGAAAAAUAUGAUGAUUUAUUAAAUAAAGAUAUUUUACCCCAUGGUGAAAGUUUACAUAUGGUAAUGGAUAGAUUAAUACCAUUUUUUAAAUAUGAAAUUUUAGAUAAUCAAAUGAUUCAAUUAAAUAAAACAGUUUUAAUAGUAACUCAUGGAUCAAUUGUAAGAAGUUUAAUUAAAUAUUUAAAUAAAGUAGAUAAUGAUGAUAUAGCAAAAAUUGAAGCUCCUACUGGUGUUCCAUUAGUUUUUGAAUUAAAUGAUAAAGGUGAUUUAAUUAAACCUUAUUAUUAUUUGGAUAAAGAAAAAGCUUUAGAAGGUUGUGAAGAAAGUAAAAAUGCUGGUUUGAAAAAGAAAUUAUAG